CUUUCCCCUUCUUGGAUGUCUUAUGGAUGCAAACUCCUGCUGCAGCAUUUCCUGUAGCUCAUACGGCUUCUCUUCUCUAGCAGCUUAUUUUCAGAUAACUGACUUGAACAUAAUACUUCUGAGAUUGCUACCCUGCAGAGAGAUUUGAUUGAAAAUGUCAAUGAAAUAAAAGAUUAAGAAGAUUUCAUGGACAGUAGUCACACCUGUAACAUGAUUGCCUAAGUGUUAUUUUCUGAGGCAACUGAGCUGAAAAGUGCCGAUACCGCAUUCUGAUGCCUCCCAAAAUUAUGAAUGUAUGUAGUGGCAGAGGUUACAAAUCAGUUUCACGUUACUGAAUUAUGAAGGACAAUGAAUGAAUUUUAAAAUCCUACCUUGAUUGUUACUAUUUUGAAAGCUGAUACUGGUGUUAAGACGUAACUUGAGAAUUAACAAUUUGCUUUGCUGGCAGCUCUCCUUUCCCAGCUCUUUUGUUAAGAAUUAAUUUGAAAACCUCUAAUUAAGCUUUCUUUCCCUACUGGCUGGAAGAGGUUUUCAGUGAAACUUGUUUGGGGAGGUACAGUGUUGAUAUGAAAAUAAUUUGAUUAAGAAGACAUAUUAAGUCUGUUAAGCGUUUUGGGUUUAGGCUGAAGUUUUCCAUCAAAACUGAAGAGGAGUGUGUGUUCUUUAUCCGCAUGUACCCAGCAUGUUUAAGGGCUCUAGGUUAAAGCUGCUUAGCUGGGAUAUGAGAAAUGAAGGCGCUCGUCGCUUCUCUAGAUUCAGGUCCAGGACUUGAAUCUCAGUAUACCUAAACAUCAGGAGAGUAUAGGUUGAAAAGAUGUAAAUAGGCAAAGCUCACUCUUUCCUUCCCAACCUGUUUACCUAUGAGGCCUGUGACAUAGCCCUAUGCCUACCAACUUCUGAAAGUGUUUGUCCCACUGUAAAGUAAUGCAUAUUUUGCUAUCCCAGGAAGUUUUGACAAGAUGGAAAAAAAGGUUUCCUAAUAACUGUAACAUUAACAGAAAGCAAACAUUUACUUUGAAAGAAGUUCUUACAAUGAAGUCUCAGGAAAGCUAUUUUGGAGUAUGAUUGUCCUGAGCAGAUCUGUUGACAAUGCAUUUCUGCACUGGGUGGUGCUGUUGCAUGCAGAAAGGCCACUGCAGGGGAGCAGGCAGAGCAUAAAGAGUUUUUUAAAACCCUCACCCUCACCCUCACAGAGCUGCCAUGAACUAUUGCUGAAUAGUCUCCUUGCGCUCAGUCUCUUGGAGUAAGGUGAGUUAGUAUUUAAAGACCGCAGAUUUCUUGUGUUUUUCCAGCAGGGUUAACAGUUUGUUUUAAAAUGAGGUAAGGGACUACCUCUCUCUUCCUUUGCUCUAGUUACUAUCCUGCUUUGCUGUUACUGUCCUACAUCGUUAUCAACCCUGUUCCCCAGCACCCUUUUUCUAGUAGAAGGUUCAGCAUGCGCUGAGACCUGUCUUCUGAUGCAUCCCUGGUACAACGAUAAUCCUACCACAGAGAGGGAGAGGAGGAGAGAAAAAGAUAUUUUGUCUCUGCUGUUGUGAUACCAUUUUCAGCAUAUUGAUCCUGGUUUCCCCUCAUGCUACUUUUUCCUCAAUUCCCUACCCACUUGUUAAUGUUUUACUAUUCACCUUAUAGCUUGUACCUAAUAGUGUAGCUUGGGGUAGGUGCUUGCGUCUUGUGCUCAUGUGGAAUCUAUUUAAGACCCUUUGCGGGGCCUCCUUCCAAACUAUGUGCCCUUCAACCUAAGCGCUGUAGCAGGAGUCUUGAUUUUUAGAGACCCGUUUAGAAUCUUGUAACAUAUGGAAAAGUUUGGCAGCCUCAUAAGUUAAGCAAAAAAAGCUGGGGUUAUAUUGCUGAAUUAAAUACAGAUAAGAUUUGCAUGAAUUUUGUCUUUUCUCUGCAUUGUAUCUUGUAUUGACAAAGAAACCUGACUUAGGGAAGCAGUAUAAAUAUGUGAAAUAGGUGCUUUUUAGUGGCUAAGCCAAAUAACUUGAAAUCAAUUUCUGGAGAAUAGAGACCUAAAGAGGAUUUGCCAUCUCUGAUGCAUGAGGAUUUAGUUUGCUGCGCAUACUCAUUGCUGAGCCUGAGUCAAGACCCAGCAGGGGUAAAACUUGCCAGCAGAGUUCAUCCUUCUCAGCGCCAGUAGAUGGGGUGCAGCAUGACCAUGGCUCCCUCUGCCUGCUCUGCUUGCGUGCAGAGUCCGAACUGGAGCUGCAGGCAGUCACUGAGGCAGGGUCUGUUUGCAGUGAUCCACUUGCUUGGACUUUAUGUUUCAGGAUAUAAUAGCAAUAAGACUGCAAAAUCCUGUGAUUUUUCCUUAAGGGACUUCAGAAUAUUUUUCUAUGACCUAAUCUGUAGGCAAAAUGCCCAUUCAUUACAUUUUGGUUUAUAGGCAGCAUUGGUGCUAAAACUUCUUGAGAACUCACAUAGCUAUUAGAGAUUAGUUGGAGGAGUGUCUUAGGGCAGUUGAGCAAUUUCUGUCAAUCCCCCUGUAGGCAGAUUUGGAGUACGUUAUAGAACAAAUUCAAUCCUUGCAUAAUUAUAAUAAGAGGAUCCCGUAUCACCUGUGGCAGACUUAAUUUCUGAUUGUAUCUACAUAAAUCAACAGAAAGCAUCUCUCACAAGAAAAUUUUCUGUCCCAGACAGUGAUUGCAAUAGAAAUGCAUCUCUCAUGUCGUUAUGGUGAAAUGGAGGUCAGGAUAAAAUACUGUCAGAAGAUUGAAUGAAACUCUUACAUAUACAUCCUCAGCCAUUAAAUCAGUGUAUCUCACUGGGCUACAGUUUCUCUAAAUUCGACAGUCUAAAUUCUUUGAGUUCAACGGAACAGAAGAAAAUGCGAAUGUAUUUCUAAAACAUAGGUGCAAUGAGUAGAGUCUCUGAAGACCGUACCAUAGUUGUCUCUAAAAAAUAACUUCUGAAUAAUAAAUAGCCUGAAUAAUAGCACUGUUCAUAUUAAUGUUACUGUUUUCAGUAAACCCCUUAGAGUCUAAGAGGGAACAAAGUCUUAAUUUUUAAGAGCAGAAUCUCUUGAGAAGAAAACAGUUGAGACUGAAAACAAACUUCAGGAUUAGGAGAAGUCUGGGCAUAGAUCAAAAAAGGUCACUGCUAAUUCAUGAUUCUUAAUUAUUAAGCAGCAAUGAAAUUCCAGCUCCCACUUCCUCCAUCAGAUUUCUUUUCUGAAUAGCAAAGACCAAAAAUCAUCUGAACAAGCUAAUAAAGUCAUCCAGGAAGCUGAGCUAAUUUCCAGUGUUAGAAUAAAUGCUGUACCUACAAAAGAGGAAAGGGAACUUCCUCUUUAAAGCUACGAAUAUACGAAGCUCAGUAAUGAGGAUUUCUAACUGGGCGGAGCUUUCGUUUGAGCAGGCUAGAUAAAGGCAUGCAGCACUUUCUGGCGUCUCAGACUGCAAGCAGCAUGAACUGCAGCAUGCCCAACAGAGUCCUGCUCAGCUACAGAAUGGAUGGACAGCAGGACAGGUUGUGCCUUCAGUUUCUUUGGGACUUUGUCACAGCAAAGGAGCCAUUGAUCAAGUCACCGUAUUUUCCAGUGCUGUUUUCUUUUACAGCAUACAUGGCUUUCUGUCUUCCUUAUAUUGCACUGGACUUUUUAAGCACUAGACUACCAAACUUGAGAAAAUACAAAAUCCAGCCACAGAGCUAUCCAACUCUCGGAAUGAUGGUGCCUUGCAUUAUUCAAAGUGUCUAUCAUCAUGUUGUUUUGAUUUUCCCAGUGACGUUUUUCCACUGGUACUGGAGACCAAUGAAUCUACCUGUGAUGGCUCCAGAGCUGCCUGAGGUCCUGCUAGAAGUAGUAGUUUGCCUGCUUCUGUUUGAUUUUGAGUAUUUCCUGUGGCAUUUGCUUCAUCACAGGGUGCCUUGGCUCUACAAGACCUUUCACAAGGUGCAUCACAAACAUGUUUCAACGUUUGCUCUUACUACACAGUAUUCCAGCGUAUGGGAAUUACUUUCACUGGGAUUUUUUGCUGCCAUCAAUCCAGUGCUCCUCAGAUGCCAUCCUUUGACAGAAAUGAUUUUCUUCCUUGUAAACAUUUGGUUGUCAGUGGAGGAUCAUUCAGGAUAUGACCUUCCAUGGUCAACUCACCGACUCGUGCCUUUUGGUUUGUAUGGAGGAGCUCCACAUCAUGAUCUCCAUCAUCUGAAAUUCAAAUCAAACUACGCUCCGUACUUCACCCACUGGGACAGACUCUUUGGGACAUUCACAGAAUCGCAUUCCCAUUAGGGAUAUUUGCCUGUGGAUGAACUAAUUUUUUUGAUAAACUAAACUGGGAUGUUAAUUUUUCCAAGACAUGCAGAAGAUUGUGUAUUUGAAGUUACCUAUGAAAGCCAUAGCUAUUUAUAACAAAACCUGUUAAUAUAUGUGUGUCUGUAUGCAUACUUGGAACUGCCUAUGUUGAAUGACUGCAAAUGGGAUAAUGUAAUGCAAAUGGAUAAAUAUCUCUUCCUUAAACUUGUUUGAGUCAAAGGUGUAAGGGAAGCAUUAAGAGACGUUCUCUCUUCUUUCCUUCUUUCUAGCUUUCAUAAAGCAUAUAUUGUAUUACUGUAUGAUGUUCUAUACGUGCACAGGAAAAAUUAUCUUGCUGUUGUGGGAUGAUUUAUGAUGUAACCAGAACAGGUACACAUCAUAAAUUUUGUGGAGUUUAAUCUGCCGGAGCAUAUUAUUGCACACCCAUGUUAAAAAAAUGCUGCCAAAGCUAGUUUGCUGACUGUGCAAUAAUUUUGAUAUUUAUAUUUUAA
Molecule: messenger RNA, 4749 nt
Organism: Struthio camelus australis
Lineage: Eukaryota; Metazoa; Chordata; Aves; Struthioniformes; Struthionidae
Source: RefSeq, a predicted model, not a curated record